GGUUCUCUCCUCCCCGACAACCCGCCCGGCAUCCGACAACCAUGAAGGUCGAGUUCUGCAACUUCUCGGGCUACAAGAUCUACCCCGGCAAGGGCAAGCUCUACAUCCGCUCGGACUCGAAGAUCUUCCGCUUCGUGACCUCGAAGGAGGAGUCGCUGUUCCUGCAGCGCAAGAACCCGCGCAAGAUUGCGUGGACGACCGUCUUCCGCCGCGUCAACAAGAAGGGCGUCUCGGAGGAGGUGGCAAAGAAGCGCUCGCGCAAGACGGUCAAGCACAACCGCGGCGUCGUCGGCGCCGACGCGUCGGCCAUCCUCGCCAAGCGCAACCAGCAGCCGGCGGUCCGUGCUGCUCAGCGCGCCGCGGCCGUCACCGAGGCCAAGGACAAGAAGAAGGAGCGCGAGUCGCAGCGCAAGUCGCAGCGCUCGUCGACCAAGCCCAUCGCCAACGCCGUCCCCAAGGGUGGUAAGGUCGGCCGUGGCGCCCGCUAAGCGCGGCCCUGUGUCUUUCCCUCCCUUCCUCCCUUCCUCCCGAUGCCAUGGAUUUAGUCGAGAUGGAACCCCGACCCGCGACGGUGCGAUUGUUGUGGCUAUGCGGCGGCGCGAGCGAGCGAGCGAGCGAGCGAGCGCAGUGUAGCGUAACGCAGCGACGAGGGCGCGAUAGAGACUCG
This is a messenger RNA of Rhodotorula graminis WP1, 667 nucleotides long. RefSeq lists its product as uncharacterized. Bases 42 to 488 code for a protein of 148 amino acids. The record is from RefSeq and is a predicted model, not a curated record. The transcript has 5 exons. Gene Ontology annotation, molecular function: mRNA binding; structural constituent of ribosome. Gene Ontology annotation, cellular component: cytosolic large ribosomal subunit. Lineage: Eukaryota; Fungi; Basidiomycota; Microbotryomycetes; Sporidiobolales; Sporidiobolaceae. Gene Ontology annotation, biological process: cytoplasmic translation.